CGGCGUAUAGUCUUGGAAGCGACUCGAGAGUAUUUUCAUCGCGACAGUACAACACGUGCGCCCGGCCGGUAAGCCGCGCGACUUCGCUUCCUUUCCGUGUUUAUCAAUACGCCGCAAAAUGUGUCUAACGCGUAACCGUGGACCACCAUCUUUCGACGUCUCGUCGUAAUCGGUAUCCCCAUUCCAUUUUUUUUAUUCUUGCCAGCCGAUAUCGAAGGGUUAUAAGGGAAUUACAAGGCGUACGUCGACUGAGGCCAUGACUGAGGCCGCCAGCUGAUUAUCCUCGUCCACGCGAUGGCAAUAUGGCGAACAUCAAGGUGGCAGUCCGUGUAAGACCGAUUUCCGCCAGAGAGUCGAAUUUAACGGGGUCAGAGGUGGUCGUCCACACAGAAUCGAACGAGAUCUCGUUAACGAACUUGAAAGUAUCUUCGAGCAAAGCCGGAGACAGCCGAGAGAGGAUUCGAAAAUAUGGUUUCGAUUAUUGCUUCGACUCGUCGAAUCCAGUUGCGCAGAAUUUCGCGGACCAGGCAAGCAUUUACCAAACACUUGGCAGGACUGUUCUGGACAACGUUUUCACCGGCUAUAAUUCCUGCCUGGUGGCGUACGGGCAAAGCGCAUCCGGGAAAACUUACACCAUGAUGGGGACCAAGGAAGAUCCGGGGCUCACGCCACGCCUUUGCGAGGGACUUUUCGCGAGGAUCGAGGAGGAGAGGAAGAACGAGAGAAAUUAUGGGGUUUCUGUCAGUUACUUGGAGAUAUACAACGAGAGGGUGAGAGAUCUUUUGAAGCCGUCCUCGAGCACGGGAGGAUUGAGAGUUCGCGAGCAUCCUCGACUCGGCCCUUAUGUUCAAGGUUUGACCCAUCACGUGGUGCGCACCCUGGGCUCGUUGAUGUCCUGCGUGGAGGAGGGUACGAGGGCACGGAAGACAGCGUCCACGUUGCAGAACCCGAGCAGCAGCCGCAGCCACGCUCUGCUCACGAUCGUGGUCGCGGAGGGGUCGGCGAGCGAAGCGUCCUCGAGGGCGAGGAGGGCAUCUCGCGGCGGCAGCAAGCUACGACUGGUCGAUCUGGCGGGAAGCGAGAGCGCGGCUACGUGCGCUGGCGUUCAUCGGCUGAAGGAGGGCGCGAAUAUAAACAAGAGUCUAGUGGCGCUGGGGAACGUAAUAUCGGCCCUUGCGGAGAGAGGCACGAGCCCAGGAAGUGGCCCAGGCAGGAGGUUCAUCCCUUAUAGAGAUUCUUCGCUUACUUGGCUGUUGAAGGACGCACUUGGCGGGAAUGCCACUACCAUUAUGCUCGCCACUAUCUCGCCAGCGAGCGGAAGUUACAACGAGACGGCCCGCACGUUGCGAUUCGCGCAGAGGGCGCAGAGCGUGGUCAAUCGGCCGAUGGUCAACGAGGAUCCGGUGGCGAGGAUCGUUCGUGAGCUCAGGGCAGAGGUGGCCAGGCUGAAAUCCUUGCUUCUGGAAAAGAACACGAAGGAUCCGGACACGAAGGUGUUGUGCCGUUGCAGGAAGGGAAUUCGAGAAGAGUUGAUCGGCACGGAGGGAGUUGGAUCGUGCGAACGAAAUUCGAGGGGGCAGGAGGGGGGGAUAGGAUCGAUGGCGAAGGAGGGGAAGAGGCGGAAGGCCGUCCCUCUUCAAAGAUCCAAUUCCACGGACACCGUGGCCACGUACCACCAACUCGUCCCCUGCUCGACGGGGAGGAGAUUCGGUUCCUUGGAAUUUUUCGAGAGCGAUCGUUUCGCGGCCGGCUAUAACCGAGCUCGAGUGACGGAGUUGAAGGAGGAGGAGGGGGCUGGGGAGGAAGUGAGCGAGAUCCACGAAUCCGUGUUCGUCGACAUACCUACCUUGGUCGCCGUCCUGAUCAAACCUGACAAUAACCCCGACGAAUCCUCGGUGCGGAUCGAGGAGAUCUACUCGGACGAGGUUGUGGACGAAUCGUCGAACGACGUCGAAUUCAUCGAAGGCGAUCGAUCGUACGAGAGACAGGAUUCGCGCGACAACAACGACAUAUAUAAUGUGAACGCGUAUUCCUGCCCGAGAACGGGACAACAGGUGGACAAGCCCAGGGAGAGGAAGCGAAAGUUUCGCAAGCAGGACUCGGUGGACGCGAUCCCCUCCCUCACGAAUUUGCACGCGUCGAGGAAGUUCGGCUCGGUGGAGGCGAUCCAGAGGAGGGAUCACCCCGCGUUCUCGUUCGAGAGGUCUUACACGAGCUUGGAGAAGCCGCUGCGCCCCGCCUCCUCCACGAUUCCCGAUCGCGUCGCGAAAAAGUUGAACGACAUCCGGGAGGUGGAGGAUCGAAGGAAGAGGAACUCGAGCGGGGUAGGUAAGAGCAACGAGCGGCUCGAGCGUAAAGGGAGCAACGACUCGGAUAAAAGUGCGAAGACGGAGAUGUGCGGCGCGAACCAAUCGAACAGGGCGAGAAGCUACGGGGGGAAGCCCAGUUUGGAGAGCUUGAGGCGGAAGAGCAGCAAGGACAGCAGUUCGAGCAGCUCGAAGGACGAGCAGAUCUCGACGAUUUCCACGGGUCGGGGUGACAAGUCGUCGAGCAGGAAGAAUUCACUGGAGCAGGACUCGUCCUCGAUCCUCAAGAAUCACACCCCUAUACAAAGGGUGAAACGCGCCGAGAUCGUGGCCGCGGUCACGGAGAGGUUGUACUCGAGCAAGAGGGGCGCGGAGGAUUCGCCGGGGAUGCGCUCACCGACGGGGGAAGGGACCGCCGACGGAGCGACGAAAUCCCUGGCUAGAUUGAAACUGCAGGAGAUCUCGAGGAAGAUGCUGGGCAAGCGCAGACGGGUGAGCGUGGACACGCAGACCGAUUGCUCGAGGACCGUUCGGAUGAGGGACACGGCUUCCCUCACGGAAACCGAGCCGAUCGCUCGUCGCGACGUCGCGAUCUCGACCGAUCACCGCCAAGUUUGCGAGUACAGAUCGGACAAGGGAUUCGGGCCCGUGUUGAGGGUGAAGGAAAUGGCCACCUCGACCGAUAAACCGAGGACGGUGGUCAGCGUGGUCAGGUGCAGGGACGUGGGCAGCUCGGCGACCGAUCUCGAGGAUUGCGAUUACGGGGUGGUACACUCGCCGCGAAACGAUUCCGGUAUACUGUCGGACGACGGCCAGAAUUAUUACGCGGGGAGCAGCAAUAAUCCGAGCAGCGUGGACGUGUCAGAUUUUUGCCAAGAGGGGCAGAGGGGGAGGGGGACGUGCACCGAAAGUUCCACCAAUACCAGCUCGUUCUCCUCCACGUGUCGAAGUUUCGCGGUGCAGACGUUGCCACGACUCGACCAACCUGCUUGCCCCCAACCUGCUUGCUCGAGGCGGUGUUGCGCGGCACCCGUACAACACCACCAAUCCGGGGAGAGGAGCGUCAUCUCCAUAUCAUUGCCCGACUCGGUGAGCAUCACGAUCGAGAGCGCGAGUCGGGGAUCGAGGAUCUCGACUACGGGGAAGGACGCAACCAAGGACGAGAGCGCGCAAACGAAAGCACGGCUGGACGAAGAGGAGACGUUGUCGCCGACGUUGUCUCGUUCGAGGGAUCGGACCGUGUCGACGCCCAGCCAGACCGACGGCAAGGUGUUCAGGAUCGAGAACAUAUUUCACGAUCCUAACAACGCUGUUGAGAGGAGUUAUUCUUCUGGCUCGAAGAGUAGUCCUCGAGGAGCGGGGGGCGAGGAGCGGGUUCCAAGGAAUUCCAUUACCUUGAGGAAUUCCCUUGGGACGUCACACGUGUCCCAAGGGGAGGAGACGGGGCACGAGCUCGAAGGAUUCGUCAGAGACGGUUUGAUCACCGAGGCGUUCAUCAACCGGAAGCGAGAGAGUUUCACCUCGAGGAGGCGAGGACGCUCCCUCCAGGAUCCGUCGAAGAACGAAGUUUCGAUCGACGCGCAUUCGAAGGAAACGGUGGCUCCGCCGUCGUUUUGGCAACUGGAGAUCGGGGGAAGUCCGUUCAAAACGUGUCGUGACGUGGCGUCUUUUCGCUCUGGAUCGAACGAUAAUCACGAUAAUCACGGCUUCUCGGACGACAGUUUGGAUUAUAACGAGAGCAAUGGCGACGAUCCGACGACGUCGUUGCUGAAGGUUAAGCAGGGGAUGGGGCGAGAGAGGGAGGAGAGUUUUUGCCCGCCCGACGUGGUGGCGCACACAAAGAAGAAUUGCCCGAAAUCGAUCGAAGCGGAUCCCAAGAACGAGCCCGUUGCCGAUUUCGAACGCGAUCGAGGGGAAUUCCCGACGAGGAAUCCCGAAAUCGUCACCAAUGCCCACGGCCACGAGUCCCUCACGAUUUUUGGUGGCAAACCGUUUCGUAACUACGGGGGGGAGAUGGACGAAUCCGACGUUUCCCCGAGCAAUUCCGGAAGGAAGAAGAAGGUAUCCUUCUCGAGUUCCACCACCGUUUCCGAGAAGAGGUUCGACUCGAUCGGAGUCCUGAAGUCGAUCAUCAAGAGGAGAAGGAGGAGGAACGCGGCGGCCGACGAGUCCUUGAAAUCCUUCAACCCUGUCCUCUAUUCCUCGAACGAGGAGACCGAGGACUCUCGGCAAGAGGGGAGGGGAGGGUUAAUAUCGAAGGGUGGUUGGAGAGAGGAGACACGAUCGGGCAGCUCAGAGGAGGGCAAAGAGGACGAGGGAGAGUUCGAGGAAGAGGAAAGUUCGAGGAAGAAUCGCAGGAGAUUCUUCGCGGACGAGUCAUCGUGUAGCGAGUCGGAGAGUUACGAGAACGUGGAGGAGGAAGAGGAGGAGGAGGAGGAGGAGGAGGAGGAGGAGGAGGGUAGAAACGUUCUCGAGGAAUAUCUGAGCGAGGCGGUGACGUUGAUGCGAAAUCUCAACUCCGGGACGAGCGCGUGUCGCGCGUCGAUGGCGCAUCGGGGCCGAAGCGGGACCCCUUCUUCCUCUUGGGAUCGCUCGAAAUUCACGAUCGAUCGCCGAGGCGUGGAGAACCCGCCACGGAUCGGCGACUUCUCGAUCGACGCGUCGACGGAGAUCUCGUACGAGAGGUGCGUGAAGGGUAUCCAGAGGCUGGAAGACUGCAUACGAAGGAUCGACAGGCACAACGAGUUGCUGAAGGAGAAGUACGGGGUCGAUUGCGAAUCUGCUGGCUCUAGACCGGAUCUAGCGAAUCCCAGCACGGAUUCUCAUCGAGCAUCCAACGACGAGGACGACGACGACGAAGAAUCGAAAGUUCUGAACGGGACUAGGGAAGUUGGUUCGAAAAGUAGCUCCAGCGUCGCGGAACGCAAGGACGAUUUGGAGAGGAAGAUCUUCGAUCAAUUGAUGAACGUCGCCAAUUCCAUCCGAUAUCGACGUCCCAACGUUGGACUCGAAACGUCCAAGAGUCCCACCAAUGCCAAAUUUCGCGAGACCAAAGAAACGCGCCACGGAGAGGUUAGGGGAAAUCUCGAGGAGACGGCCUGGAACGACUUGGAUCGCCAAGACUUCGCCACCUACGAAAUUACGGGGAACGUGUCCGUGGGCAGGACGUGCCGUUUCAUGCCGGACAGGAACAGCGACGUGGAUUGCAACGAUUUGGACGAGUUGCCUUCGAGAAGGACGUUCGAUCGUUCUUCUCGAUCCAGGGAUCGCGCGAUUUUCGGCGAGCUCGCGCACGACGACGAGGACGACGAGCUCGAGCUCUGGAGCACGAGCAGCUACGAUUUUCCUACGAAACGCGAGGCGAGGGCGAGAAAUUGGGGAAGGAGCGUAGGAGGAAAUUCUCCCGUGCAAGGGUGGAAAAGAUUUCGAGAAACGGACGAUUGUUCGCGAUGGGGGGCCAGGGACGUGGCGCAGGGGUGCAGGGGGUGCACGCGCGGUUCGAGAGAUCGGUCGGAUAUCGAGGCCGGUGUCGAAGCGAGGGACAAAUUGAGAUAUCCGACGAGUCCAAGGGCGAGAUUUCUCGAGCUCUUGCGGGAGAGGCGGCGGAUCGUGGAGUGCUGCCGUGGCGCCAGUGCCUCUUGAACGAAGCGCCCCCCUCUUUACACCGAAUUGUAAAAUUGUAUUUUUCUAUUUUAUUAACGCGGGGCGAACCAUUUCGCCCUAUUUUGUAAAUAUAAUUCGGAUCUUUUGUAAACCCCCUCCCUGCAACGACGGAUUUAACUUAUUCAUCUUCUGGAACAUUAUGUAUCCUGGAGUGGAACAACUCCAAGCAAUUCGUCCCCAAGUAAUUCUUAAUAUUAAAUUACAUUCUGUAAAAAAAGAGGAAAAAGAGAGAAAGAAAGAAAAGACGUGCUUUUUAAUUCGGCUUGAUAAUUCGAAAAAAUAUUUAUACACCGCCUUUCUCAAUUAUACGCGUAUAAUAUAUAUCUCUUUAUCGUUUUAUUUAAAAAUUAAACGGAAAGAUUUUCCUUAUUCGUCUCCUCGUAUCCAACGCGUGUUCCAUUACGAAAACGGUAGGAGGAAAUAAUUUAUACGUACUCGAAAAUAACGUAAUUUAUCGCGAAGCGAUUUCUUUCAAAGGGAGGGGGAAAGGGAGUUUAAAACUGUCACGACGAAAUUAUCAUAUCCAAUGGGAUCUCUUUUACACCUCGUCGAAAUAUUUCGUCCGCUUAAGAAAUUGAAAUACGCAGUUGAAAAAUAAACAAAGGAGAUAUACCGGACAGGAUAUUAUAAGAAGAAUGUA
This is a messenger RNA of Apis laboriosa (Himalayan honeybee), 6609 nucleotides long. RefSeq names its product transcriptional regulator ATRX-like. Bases 303 to 5948 code for a protein of 1881 amino acids. The transcript has 9 exons. Lineage: Eukaryota; Metazoa; Arthropoda; Insecta; Hymenoptera; Apidae. Gene Ontology annotation, molecular function: microtubule motor activity; ATP binding; microtubule binding. The record is from RefSeq and is a predicted model, not a curated record. Gene Ontology annotation, biological process: microtubule-based movement.